Messenger RNA from Didymodactylos carnosus, 396 nucleotides. The record is from the annotation of a GenBank genome assembly. Lineage: Eukaryota; Metazoa; Rotifera; Eurotatoria; Philodinida; Philodinidae.
AUGACCAUCUUUACUAGUAUCUUCAGUAGCAAACGAACCAAUACAGAUCCGAAACUUUUACCAUGUUUAAUAUUUUCAAAAGAAAAAAACGGAGAUGACGUUGCUUUUCAACUAGCUUGUCAUUUCGGGAAACUGGUUUCAUCAUUUGCAGUCGAAAGUUUGGUUCCAUUGAAACAUGUCUGUCCGUCUGAAUUGAAAGCUGUUGAUAUUGCUGAAUUGGAAAAUAUAACAUUGAUUGAAGCUUGUAAACUAUUUGUAUGCGGAUCAGUGAGUGGUGCCACGUGUGAUUGUAAAUCUCAAUGUGCAACGACACAUUGUCCUUGCAGAAAAGCUAAUGUUAAAUGUUCUACAAAAUGUCAUUCAAAACGAACUGGUGGUUGCAAAAAUAUAGAAUAA